GGCCGAAUCCCCUAGGAGCGACAUAACCUCGAAUUGUUUAACAAAUUAAACUCAAAGUUCGUUUUUUUGCUUUGUCAUGCUGUGAGGGUUUGUGGCACGAUGCCAGAAAGCCAGAUUGAGUUUGCGGUGCAGAUGACAUGCGAGUCCUGCGUGGAGGCGGUGAAGAAGGCUUUAGGGGGUGAGCCCGGGAUUAAGGAUGUUUUUGUGGAUUUGGAGAAAGGGUCGGUGGUGGUGAACACGACGUUGCCGACGUUGGAAGUGCAGGAGAAGCUUGAAUCCACAGGGAGAAAAGUGGUAGUUAGGGGAUACGCCGGAAGUUCAGCGGGUGUUGCCAUUUUAGACACCGGUAUUUCCAAUAUACAGGGAGUCGUCAGAUUUAUACAAGUGUCGCCCUCUUCGUGCAUUAUUGACGGAACCAUCGAUGGGUUGCAGCCCGGGGAAGAACUAAAACUGGCGGUGCAUGAGUGUGGGGACCUUUCACAAGGCUGUGCGAGCGUCGGAGACGUCUACGACCCUUCUCAAGGCGGCGAUUUAGGCCCUAUCCAGGUCUCCAACACCGGCCGUUCCCUGUUCAAGAAAGAAAACUCCCGUUUGCAGCUUUCCAACAUAAUCGGACGAGCUUUGGUGGUCAGUUCAAACGACAGAAGGAUAAUUUGUGGAAUCAUCGCCAGAUCGGCCGGACUUUUCGAAAACCCCAAGACAAUAUGUGCCUGCGAUGGGGUCACGAUAUGGAACGAAAAAGUUUCCCCCAAAUCCGUUCUGUAAUUAAAAAAACUAAUUGUUAAUAAAUUUUUCACCUGUUCA
Zophobas morio is the source of this 804-nucleotide messenger RNA. Its product is annotated as copper chaperone for superoxide dismutase-like. Lineage: Eukaryota; Metazoa; Arthropoda; Insecta; Coleoptera; Tenebrionidae. Gene Ontology annotation, molecular function: superoxide dismutase copper chaperone activity; copper ion binding. Gene Ontology annotation, biological process: superoxide metabolic process. The transcript is spliced from 2 exons. Bases 100 to 765 code for a protein of 221 amino acids. The record is from RefSeq and is a predicted model, not a curated record.